Molecule: messenger RNA, 1032 nt
Organism: Pestalotiopsis fici W106-1
Lineage: Eukaryota; Fungi; Ascomycota; Sordariomycetes; Amphisphaeriales; Sporocadaceae
Exons: 1
Coding region: 1-1032 (343 amino acids)
Molecular function (GO): protein binding
Source: RefSeq, a predicted model, not a curated record
AUGGAUCUCUCACUGCUCCCAGCCGAGCUGGUUCUCAAUCUUGUUAAGCACAUGGACAUGGCAACCUUGCUCAGCUUUAUGAUCACCAACAAGUCCAACCACUCCCUGGUUCGUUCUUACGAGCACUCGAUCUGCAAGGCAAAAGUGGAAGGUAUUUCGGCGCUUACCACCAAGCGCAACUUUCUCUCAUCCAGCGACGUGUAUCGCGAGGUUUGCGCACCCGAUACAUUCCCUUGGGUGUGCGAACUGGAAUUGCGCGAGCGCCGCAUCGCCGACAUCAUUAGCAGUGGUUACAUCGACAUCACCUCUCCCCCGGGCCUUCAGCCCCUGACGACUGUACAACAGAAGCGCUUCAUUGCUUUGCUGGAGCGGUCCUUGCGACACUGUGACGCCAUCGCCGAUGUAGCUGCCAGCAUGCCAGACGCCUUACCCGAGUACGAUUACACCUUGGUCAGCAGCGGAUUUUGGGGCCAUAUGGCGCGACUACCCGCCUCCAUGCGCACUCGCAAUCCAUUCACCAACACACCUGCGCGCAGCGCCCAGAUUGAAUACAUCAAGUCGCUACCGGUCGAAGAUCUAGCGGCGCUGUACGUUACCAUUACAGCCGCCGGGGCUGGCCACGUACAAGACCGCCCCGAUGUUCAAGCAGACCCAAGUUUCUCCGAGCGGCUUACAGUAUUUGAAGAGUGCGUUCUUCGUCACGGCACCUGGUUUUUCUGGGCUCAGGUAUCUGCUCAGGCAAAGCGCAAGAAGUGGACAAACACGACCAGCAUUGCAGUUGAUGAUGACCCACAGGUUGAGAGGAAACUAGCAUCUAGGAACUUGACGCUUCGAGAGAUGACGGGCUACAUGCUGAUUGCCGGAAUGUCGGAACUGAUCGAGUGGGAGACGGGCGCCGAAGACGUGCCGCCGGGUCUGCGUAUGAGCUUGCUCGACGCUGCAGAGGACCGUUUUGAAGAUGACGAGGGACGCCCGCCGGUUUAUCACUUGUACAAGUUGGUUAGGAAGCUGGUUUUCGAGGGCAAAGAAUGA